Molecule: messenger RNA, 339 nt
Organism: Oppiella nova
Lineage: Eukaryota; Metazoa; Arthropoda; Arachnida; Sarcoptiformes; Oppiidae
Source: the annotation of a GenBank genome assembly
GACGUAUUUGACGGCGAAAUGAGCGCACAAUUAGAUGAUUGGAUCUCUUUGGCCAAAGAGUGUCAGUAUUUGCCGGAAAACGACUUCAAACGCUUGUGUGACAUCGUGUGCGAGAUUCUGCUGGAGGAGAGCAAUGUGCAGCCCGUGUCCACUCCCGUCACGGUUUGCGGCGACAUCCAUGGCCAGUUCUACGACCUGGAGCAGUUGUUCCGCACUGGGGGCCACGUGCCCGACACGAACUACGUCUUCCUGGGCGAUUUCGUGGACCGCGGGUACUAUUCGUUGGAAACGUUGACGCGAUUGUUGACAUUGAAGGCGCGCUUUCCCAACAAAAUCACG